UCUCUCUCACUCUCUCGAUCACAAAAUUACUAAUCCUGUGUGAGAAAUUAAUUUCAUUUGUGUUCGGAGGAUGUCGUGGUUUCGUUUCCUGGUUCUGCAAUGCACAACUACAGCGGAUCGCAUAAUUCUGUAAUGUAAUGGUGAGAGAGAGACGGGGAGUGCGUGUUCGUCGUGGGAGUGAGCGUGACGCUGAAGACAGAUUUCACGCAUGUCAUUUGGAGGGUUCGUUCAUCCUGUGAUGUCUCAUGAUCCGAAACGGCAGAUCUGGUGAAGUUGAGUUGGAUAGAUUUUGAAUCGGGCUCUGAAAAGAAACAAAACUUUAUCGCAGACUUAUCUUAUAUCUUCCCGUUUGAUUGACGUAGUCGAAUUUGGUAAGACGAUCCACAGUUUUCCAACUUGCAGGGUUUUGAAGCGAUUCUCAACCUGUUAGUGAUUGAUUGAUUUUAUCAUUUUAUUAUUAUUUUAUUAUUUUUUCAAUUAGAGCCAGUGUGUGUAGUAAGGUUGUGGUCACUAAUCCUUCGAGAAUGUAGUAGAUGACACGAGGGUUGGUCAGAUGGUCGCAGAAUGCUUUACUCUGCUUUCUGAAUUAUUCCAAGGUUUUUAUGCAUUAGUCCAUCUCGAGGACGUGCUUUCUUCCUCAUUUCUAUCAAUUUUGGACUGCACAGAACAGGAGAAAAUGUAAUUUAACAUAACAAAAUUAUUUAGUCCUCGAUUUUGUGCGAAGCAAGUCGCACCUGAGUUUACGCGUCUGCCCUGUGGCCGAAUUGCUAGGCAGCAGGGGCAGGUAGAGGACGCGUAUGUAUGCAUAUGUGUUACAGGAGCGAAGGUGGAUUCACGGAAUCGGUACAUUUGGUGCUGAUCUUUUGAGCGAGCAGCCCUGAGGUUAAAUUAUGUAUUUUCUGUUGGUGAUGACGGUUUGCAAAUAUUUUCAUAAUCGCCUCCGCAUUCAAUUGAAUGUUUUUUGAGAUACAUCGCAGAGAGAUAAUUAGACAUUGUGUGUAUAUUUUUCUUUUUCUUUAAUGACUAGGGAUAGACUUCUCGUAAUGUUUAGCGUGUAUUUUACACUUUCUAAAGUAGAACUUCAUGCUUAAUUGAAAAUAACAUUUUCGGGCAGGGAGUAUAUAUUAAUUAGUCUUCACUAAUCUUGCCCUAGCUCUCUUGCUUGGAUACAUGAUUUUGAUUGUGAGCAAGAGACUAUAAUGUGGCGUGGAAAGUCGUUAUUUGCUUAGUUGAUUGAAUCUGAAUGCGUUCAAAUUAGGGCUCCACAGGGUGAUGAAGUCAGAAAGAAGCGAAAGUGAUACAUUUGACUGAUAACUGGCAGGCAUACGAGAGCCAAACAAGGACUACACCAGCAUGACCUUUCAGUCCAACUCCCCUCAUGCUAAUUGUGACAAAUGGACAAGCCUCAGCGCAAUGAUAGUGUCCCUGUUGAGAACAUCUUAGGAGAAAUGACAAUGCAGGUGAUUGCAGUGUUUGGGCUGCAGGAUGAUCUCUCUGAUAAAUCAGCCGCAUUGGACCGGGAACGAUUGGAAGUUGCAUGGUUGCGCCAAGAUAUCAUUGACGAGUACGUAAAGAAAAGCGCGGAGCUUCUAAAGCAUCUAGACUCCAUGGAAUCUGUGUUUGACCACCAAAGGUCGGAGAAUGAGAAGCGAGAAACAAAACUGAAAAGGGAAAAUGAAGAGCUUCGGCAUGAGUUGGCACAUGGCUGCAGGGCAUAUGUCGCUGAGCUCCUGGAAAAGAAGCAAGGGCGGGAGCUGGAGAGAGCUCAACAUGUCGUUCAAGCGGUGCAAGUCUUGAAAAGCAGUAUGAAGGAGAGGAUUGCUCAAAAGGAAUACAUGAAGGAACUGCGGGGUGAGGUAGAAGACCUCCUUCUGACGCUCGAGAAGAAGGAAGAGGAGCAUAAAAUUUUUAAGGGCCGUGAGGAGAUAGCCCGAAGGCACAUCGAGGAAGAGAAUGAUGAACUCCGGCGGAAAGCUUCCCUCGGUUGGUUGCUUGGUUGCUUAUCAGAGCUCUAUAUGCGGUUGGAUCCUGAUGUUGGAACUGUCGGAAUCAUGAAGCUAGUACGCAAAGUCAAGCGAGAAUUGGAGUCUGGGAAUUGUGUCUUCAGGACUGGAGGCGAGCUUCCAGAUGAUCAACGGAAGAAGCUUAGGCUUAACAAAUGUUUCUGGGAGCAUGAAGCUAAAUAUCAUCGAGAACAGGCCGAGGCUCCAAAAAGGAGUGUCUCUGUACCUUUACAAGUGCCUUCGAAAAAGGAGGCAGCUGCCAGCGAACCAUGUGUUCUGAAAGACCACCCCAAACAAAAGCAUCUUGCAUCAUGUCACCUGGGCUUUCAAAAGUUGGGGCCUGGACUCUGGGCAGAGGUGAGGCUCCUGGAAUCAGUGGAUCAGGCUGCCAAAUCUACCAAGCAAACUUCGUGCAACAGUAUUAAGAAAAUCUUGUAUGGAUUAGAGAGUGGCAUGAGUUACCUUUUGAGCCAAGAAAGGCUGCGCAGUUCACAGAAUUAGUGAUAGCUUUUAUGAUUUUAUCUUUUGGAAAAUAUUAGAGUCAUUAAUUAAUCAAAGCUGGGGUGUAGGCUUUCAUUAUUCCAUUACAAAAAUAUAUACUAUUGUCAAUUCUUCAUAGAUCUAUUUUUGUAUAGAUCUUAGUCUCA
Molecule: messenger RNA, 2650 nt
Organism: Physcomitrium patens
Lineage: Eukaryota; Viridiplantae; Streptophyta; Bryopsida; Funariales; Funariaceae
Source: RefSeq, a predicted model, not a curated record